GUACAGUUUCAAAAUAUUCUCACUUUCUCGGUCAAUGGAGUCAACCUUCUUUGUUUAGUAUAAGUCUGUUUUGCAACUUCUUCAUCCGCAUAGCUCUCUUUAAAGCUCUCUGAUAUUAUUAAUCCUCUCUCCAAUAAUAUAUACUAACUAAUGGAUUCUUCUUCUUCUUUUAUCCUUACCACUGUUGCUGCUGCAAUAGGCUUCUUCACGCUUCUUAGAAAUCUCAGAUGCCAUCAAGAAGAUGACAAAGAAAAUAAUUCUUCUUCUUCUACUUCAUCACCUCCGUCUUCUUCAUCGUCUUUGUCUCCUCCAUCGUCUUUGGAUCGCAUCUGGACACACCAUGUGUUUCCAAGUUUUCGAGGGGAAUAUGUCCGUAGAGACUUUCUUAGUCACAUUCAGAUGGAGUUUCAAAGAAUGGGAAUCACACCAUUCAUUGAUAAUGAGAUCGAGAGAGGACAAUCCAUCGGUCCCGAACUCAUUCGAGCAAUUAGAGAAUCCAAGAUCGCAAUUAUCUUGCUCUCAAGAAACUACGCUUCUUCGAGCUGGUGUCUUGACGAAUUGGCGGAGAUUAUGAAGUGCAGGGACGAAUUGGGUCAAACAGUUUUGGCUGUUUUCUAUAAAGUGGAUCCAUCUGAUGUAAAGAAGCUGACCGGAGAUUUUGGAAAAGUCUUCAAAAAAACAUGUGCCGGUAAAACAAAAGAGCACGUUGGGAGAUGGAGACAAGCUUUGGCAAAUGUCGCCACAAUCGCCGGUUACCAUUCGACCAACUGUGAUCUUCUUUGUUGUUAGGGAUAAUGAAGCGGCCAUGAU
This is a messenger RNA of Arabidopsis lyrata subsp. lyrata, 810 nucleotides long. RefSeq names its product disease resistance protein TAO1-like. The transcript is spliced from 2 exons. Gene Ontology annotation, biological process: signal transduction. The coding region runs from base 151 to 789 and encodes 212 amino acids. Lineage: Eukaryota; Viridiplantae; Streptophyta; Magnoliopsida; Brassicales; Brassicaceae. The record is from RefSeq and is a predicted model, not a curated record.